GUUUCUUAUGUCACUCAAUGACACACGUUCUUCCCCCAUAUCAUAAUACAAUGCAUAUAAAGGUCUGCGUAAAGAAAGUGUCAAAGUACGUAUAAAUCUAUAAGAUGCUAUUGUUUACGCAAAAAAACUGCUUUAGCACAUUUGGACGAAAGUUCUUAGUCAUAAAAAAAAUGGUUAUUUUUACGUAUGUAUGUCUAGAAAUGCAUAAUAAAAAAUUUCUAAAAAAAUAACUUUUUAAGAAAAAAUUAUAAUAUUUAAUAGUAUUAAUGUAUUAGAUUUUGUGAUAUUCUAUUACUAAUAAUAAAAAUGUAGCAUAAAUAAAUUUCUAUUGUGUGUUUUUAAACUUAUGUUAAAAAAAUCAAUAAAGAAAACCGCUAGCAAUGUUGAGGAAACUGCAGGGAUAUUACUGAAACAUUUAAUAAUAGUUUCUAUGUUACAUAUUAUAAUCCUUGGGCUCGUAAUCCUUGCGAUUCUUGAGCCAUAAUCACCGUUCUAGAACUGUUUACCACUAUAAACAUAAUAACACAACAGAAGCAAAUGGAGUGAUCGUGAAGCUGCAGAAACUUGCCAAAUUAUUUGAAAACAAACAAGCGGGUCUUAUCCCCAACAUAUCCACAAAAGAAAAAGAACAAUGCCAUUGUAUUUUGACUAUUUUUCCACAAAAAAGUGUAUAGGGCAGUCCUUUAAAUAAACUAAAAAAGGAAGGGCAAAGUAGUAAUUGAACAAGGUUAGCAUCCAUAUAAACUACAACAGCUCUUGAACAUGAACCAAAUAAUACAUAAAUACACAGAAUCCUCACUCUCUCACACAAACACACACACUGUUUCUAUCUCUACCUGCCCCGCUUAUUCACACAAAAAUGUUUAGCCCGUCCCAUUUCAAAACCUUGUACCCUCUUCAAGUUUUCUCAGUAAAAUCAUCAUCACCACCUUCAACCAUAAGCUCCAUGAAGCUAAAGAGAAUCAUCCACACCCUCAUAGUUUCCCACUUGUGCCGAAUCAUUCGUGCACUCUCCAAAGUCAAAGCUGUCAUAGUUGAGAUUCUUAAAGACAACUCAUCAAAGCAUUACAACAGACGCAAGAAGAUCAUUCUAGGUUCCUUCAGGCUUCACUAUAACUGGUGCUCCUCCAAAUCAUCUCACGUGUUACCGGUUCCUGAACCUGUUUAUGAAGGGUUGUUUGCCACGUGUCAUGACUCGGGAGAACAAGGUGAGGAUUGUCCUGACUCACAGCUUGCUGGGUACCUAAGGUGGCUUGAAGAGAAGAAAGUUGAAGAUGAAAAUAAAAAGGGUGCAAAUAAUGAGCAUGAAAUGAAUGAGAUUGAUGUGUUGGCAGAAAUGUUCAUUGCCAAUUGCCAUGAGAAGUUUAGGUUGGAAAAGCAAGAGUCUGAUAGGAGAUUCCAAGAAAUGCUGGCUAGAAGCAUGUAAACAAAUCACUUUUUGGUGUUUCUAGCGUUUCAAAGUUAGUUAGCUCACUUGUGAUGUUGUGCUUUCCCACAUUCAAAUUCGGUUUGUUGUUUACUUGGGAAAGCUUGUCCAUCGCCUAUGAGGUGUGUUGAGGGGUUUUAAUUAUUUGUGGUCAUAUAUAUUUGCCUUUUUCUUUUUUAUUCCAACUUUUCAA
This is a messenger RNA of Abrus precatorius (Indian licorice), 1619 nucleotides long. RefSeq lists its product as uncharacterized. The coding region runs from base 860 to 1426 and encodes 188 amino acids. The record is from RefSeq and is a predicted model, not a curated record. The transcript has a single exon. Lineage: Eukaryota; Viridiplantae; Streptophyta; Magnoliopsida; Fabales; Fabaceae.